AUGGCAUUUGUGAAAGUGCUGAAGAAUGCGGCCUACUUCAAGAGGUUCCAGGUGGCGCGGAGGCGGCGGCGAGAGGGGAAGACGGACUACCAUGCUCGCAGGAAGAUGGUUCGCCAGGACAAGAAUAAGUUCAACAAUCGGAAGUAUCGCUUGGUGGUUCGUUUUUCCAACAGACGGUGCAUCUGCCAGUGCGCGUAUGCGACCCUGAGGGGGGAUGUUGUGGUUGCAGCAGCUUCUUCCAACGAGCUCGCUGGCUUUGGCAUCCCUGCCGGCCAUAAGAACUAUGCGGCGGCUUACGCUACCGGGCUUCUGCUGGCGCGGCGAGUCCUGAAGCGAUUCGGCUUGGAUGAGAAGUUCAAGGGAAAGGAGGAGCUCGAUGGUGAGGACUACCACAUCGAAGACGAAGACAACGAGCAGCGGCCUUUCAAGUGCAUUCUGGAUGUUGGGAUCCGCCGAACUUGCGUGGGCCAUCGAAUGUGGGGAGCGCUGAAGGGUGCAGUUGAUGGUGGCCUUCACAUCCCUCAUAGCACGAAAAACUUCCCUGGAUUUAAAGCAGCAGAUGAAAAGGGCGGCGAGUCCGAGUACGAUGCUGAGGCUCACAAGGAGAAGAUUUUCGGCAACCAUGUGAAGGAGUACAUGGAAAUGCUGCAGGAGGAAGAUCCGACAAAGUACGAAGCUCAUUUCUCCAAGUACAUAGAGAAUGGCAUCGAUGCCGAGAAGAUGGAGGAUAUGUACACAGAGGCGCACGAGAAGAUUCGCGAGGAUCCCGACGGAGAGAAGUCAGAAAAGAAAGACAUCACCUAUACGCAGGAUGGGGACACCAUGAAGGCCUCGGACGGCACGGAUCAUGUCCGCAGCCGCAAGAUUUCGCUCGAGCAGCGCAGGGCCAAGGUCGCCGCCAAAAUCGCUGCCGCCCAGGCAAAGAUGAUGGAAGAGUGA
Symbiodinium sp. CCMP2456 is the source of this 939-nucleotide messenger RNA. The record is from the annotation of a GenBank genome assembly. Lineage: Eukaryota; Dinophyceae; Suessiales; Symbiodiniaceae.